UCUCCCACGGCAGACAUGGAGUCUGAGUCUGGGCAGAGCAAAGUCUGCGUCCACAGGAUGAUGAACGACGAUCACAUUGUUCGCUUCUACGGCCAACGCAAAGAAGGCAACAUUCAGUAUCUCUUCCUGGAGUACAUGAGCGGGGGAGAGCUCUUUGAUAGAAUUGAGCCUGAUAUUGGUAUGCCAGGUAUUGGUAUGCCAGGCAAGCAGGCCCAUCGGUACUUUGUUCAACUGAUGGCCGGCGUUGAGUAUUUACACAAGAAGGGUGUGACCCAUCGCGAUCUGAAGCCAGAAAACUUACUUCUGGAUGAUAACGAUAACCUAAAGAUCUCAGAUUUUGGUCUAGCCACGGUCUUCCGGCACCAGGGCAAAGAGCGUCUGAUGGCAAAGUGUUGCGGGACGCCUCCCUACGUCGCUCCAGAGGUCAUGAAGAAGGAGGAGUUUCCUGCCGAGCCGGCCGACGUCUGGUCCUGUGGGAUCAUUCUUGUGGCCAUGCUGGGCGGAGAACUGCCGUGGGAUGAACCGACGUACGAAUGUAAGGAGUUCCGUGAUUGGUUGGAUAAGAAGAUGCACCUGUCGCCAUGGAAGAAGAUCGAUCCCUUGCCAUUAGCAUUACUCCGGAAAAUCUUGACGGAGUCUCCUACCAAGCGCUGCACAAUAGCCACACUGAGGAAAGACAGAUGGUACAAUGGCAAAACUUGGCCUCACAGACCCCCAUCCAGUUCACCAACAAGUUCCGGUUCAUUCAAGCGUGUCUGCUCAGGCAAUGACCUUUCACCUACUUCAUCUAUCAGAAGAGAGAACUCGGCCACGUUCUCCAGCUCCCAGCCCAUACCGCACGCCGUCCAUGACAUGCCCACACCAGAAACCACCAAAGAAUCCGUGGAGAAGUUAAUCCUUGGUGUCAGCUUCUCACAGCCGGUCCACAUUGACUCCUUGCUGCUGAGUAGUCAGAUACAGUCAACGCCCGGUAGCUCACAGACACCUAUGCAGAGACUAGUUAAGCGCAUGACCAGGGUUUUCACCAAACUUAGCCCCGACGAAACCAUCAAGAAACUCACCGCCGUACUAGAGAAGAUGGGCUACAGCUGGAAAACGACAACAGCAAGACAGGUCACAAUCACAUCUCUGGAUCGACGAAAGAACCCGCUGAUCUUCAAAGCUCACCUACACGAGAUGGACGACAAAGUACUUGUAGACUUCAGACUAUCAAAGGGUGAUGGUAUCGAGUUCAAGCGACACUUCCUCAAGAUAAAAGGAAAACUGGCGCACAUCACCACCAAAGUACCCCUGCUCUCCCCUUUAAUCUGAAUGGUCUGAUCCAGGUGGGUCAGAGGUCACAACACUCAGCAUUUCCCGAUUGAGGGUAGCAGUAUUAAUACCAACUCUUCCAUUAAUUAUGCAGGUAGUUUUGUAUCUCUAUUUUUGUCAGGGUUUUAUGCGAUCAUGAGUUCCUAUGAUCAGCUUGUUCCACAAUCCACAGUGCCUGAAAAAAAAUCUCGCAAUCUUUAGAACUUCAGGAAUUGUGGCGUUUUACUCACGAUCAGGUGGUGAUUCAUUGUUAACGACGUCAACUUGUCGUCAAAUUUGGCAGGCAUGUUGUUUGAGAAACUUGAGUUAUUUCAGUUCAAACUUGGCACAGUUACACUGCAUGCGAAUCGCAUGGGUGCCACUGCCAAUUUACACGUGUCCAGAGAUAACCAAUUUUUUUUUUGGACAAUGCCUUCGGUUGCUUGACUGCCAAUUUGUGUGUUUGCUAAGUUUAGCAUGAUGAUAAAUCUCCAGAUACCUUUCAAUCUGCAUUUUUUCCCCGUCGUUUUCCUGAUUCAAGAUGAAUAAACCAACCAUUCUAUCAAAUUGAAUUUUCCAUGAUAGUCAACACACAAGCUUUGACAAGUUAGGAGGAGAGAAUUGACCAGAAAAUGUUGAUCAACUUACUUUCGUUUCAAUAAAUGAAUCAGAAGCAACAUUUAUAAUUAUGAUCCUGUAUUUUAAGGUUUACACUU
Molecule: messenger RNA, 2006 nt
Organism: Patiria miniata (bat star)
Lineage: Eukaryota; Metazoa; Echinodermata; Asteroidea; Valvatida; Asterinidae
Product: serine/threonine-protein kinase Chk1-like
Exons: 11
Coding region: 16-1311 (431 amino acids)
Biological process (GO): protein phosphorylation; intracellular signal transduction
Cellular component (GO): nucleus
Molecular function (GO): ATP binding; protein serine/threonine kinase activity
Source: RefSeq, a predicted model, not a curated record